AUGUCGGGAGAAACUGAGAUAGAUGAUCCUGAGGUUUCGGAUGGCGCUUCGGAGAACGAUUAUAGUGAUCAUGAGCAAGAGCUUGAUGUUGUAGGAAAAGAGGACGAUAAUCAGGAAAUGGCGGAACAAAAAGUAAGACCGGACGGUGAUGAGAAUGGGAAUACUGUGGGAGCAGCAGCUACAGCUACAAAACCAAAGUUCGAUCCUAAAGAUCCGCUGAGACCUAGAAGAAAGAAGGCAAGAAGAGCUUGUUUUGCUUGUCAACGAGCUCAUUUAACUUGUGGUGACGAGCGUCCAUGUCAACGUUGUAUAAAACGAGGUUUAGCAGAUGCUUGCCAGGAUGGCGUCAGGAAGAAAGCAAAGUAUCUUCACGAUGCUCCACCGGAAGCUCUUAGACCUGUUUUAGGACCAACUUACAAUCAGCAAGUGAGCAACAACCGAGCAACAGCGGCAUCAACUCCAACGGAACCUUCAACUGGCAUGGGAAACUUUUUCACCCAGCCUGAUACAUCGCCAUCUUAUCCACUUUUUGCAGCUAAUCAACAAGGUCAAAUGCCACCGCCAUUGCAGAAUCGACUCUCUUUUGGAAGUAAUCAACCGUCGCCGAUAUCUCCAACUUUCCAUACAGUAGGAAAUCGACCGGCUGGAAUGCAAGGAAUUUCUCUGCCGCAAGUUUCAAAUGAUUCUCAUGCGGCAUUUGGUGGUGGUGCAUUUUUCGACCCUAGUAAUCCGGCACUGUUUAACUUUGACCUAGAAGGAUUGAAUUUUGGAAAUCACUAUGGAGCACUAGAAUUUGGAAUGCUCGGGCAUAUGGCAUCGGGCUCAGCAGAAACACCACCACAAGAUUCAUCUGCAGGGAUGCCACAGAAUGUUGGCGAUCUAGGCUAUAACAACAAUCCAGCAUUCAACAAUAACCCGCCCUUCAAUCAAAUCUAUUCCCACGAUGCGUUACCGGAUUUUGCUGUAGCACCACCAGGUGCUCACAGACCAGCAAAACGACAAGACACGAAAUCUGGACCAUCCGGAAAGCUUGGACCAUCAUCAGCUCUUGGAAAGAGGAAUAGGGAUCCUUCAUCUAUCUACGAUACAGUUCACGAACCGUAUUCCUACACUACUGGCUUUCAUAGCUUGACUGCUUUCAUCCAAAAGCGAUUCUCUCCAAACAAGACACUUCGAAUAGCAAAAUCGCUCGCUUCCAUUCGACCAUCCUUCAUCUCUUGUACAAAAACACUUAAUCGACAAGAUUUGGUCUUUAUGGAGAAGUGUUUUCAAAGGACCCUAUUCGAGUAUGAAGAUUUCAUGUUGAAUUGUUGCACGCCGACGCUAGUCUGUCGGAGGACUGGAGAAAUAGCCGCUGUCAAUAAAGAAUUUACCCUCUUAACUGGAUGGAGAAAAGAAGUCCUCCUAGGCAACGAACCGAAUCUCAAUAUUAAUACAGGAAAUAGCGGUGCCUCGUCUUCAGGAAGUUCAGGUCGAGGAAGUUUCACGACUCCUAGAAUGCGUCCCAUAAACCUUGUCGACUCGAACACGGCGUCAUUGAAUUCUACGAAGAUUUUGCAAGAUUAG
Molecule: messenger RNA, 1566 nt
Organism: Sclerotinia sclerotiorum 1980 UF-70
Lineage: Eukaryota; Fungi; Ascomycota; Leotiomycetes; Helotiales; Sclerotiniaceae
Exons: 4
Coding region: 1-1566 (521 amino acids)
Biological process (GO): regulation of DNA-templated transcription; cellular response to starvation
Cellular component (GO): nucleus
Molecular function (GO): RNA polymerase II transcription regulatory region sequence-specific DNA binding; DNA-binding transcription factor activity, RNA polymerase II-specific; zinc ion binding
Source: RefSeq, a predicted model, not a curated record